UCACCCCACCAUCCCAUCCCAGUAUCCUUAUUUAAAUGAGCCAAACCCCAAGAAAGCAUAAAAGAGGACCUCUCUCUCUCUCUCUCUCUGUUGCAAUCUGUGUGUAGGCUGUAGGCCAAGAGAAUGGCCUCAAGGGGUUCCUACCAUGCUACUUUGGGAGUAUGGUAUGUGUUGGUGUUGAUGAUGGUUGGCUCAGUAAGGCCAGAUGUAGCUCAAGACAGAAGUGAAUGUGCAAACCAGUUGAUCGGGCUAUCCACAUGUCUACCCUACGUCGGAGGAGAAGCCAAGGCCCCAACUCUAGACUGUUGUACUGGUCUGAAACAAAUUCUGGACAAGAGCAAGAAGUGUCUCUGCAUCCUUGUCAAAGACAGAAAUGACCCAGACCUCGGCCUGAAGAUCAAUGCAACUCUUGCUUUGAGCCUUCCUACUACUUGCCACGCCCCAGCUAAUGUUUCUGAUUGUCCGGCUCUUCUGCACUUGGCUCCUAAUUCCCCAGAAGCUCAGGUUUUCGAGCAGUUUGCCAAAGGGGCUGGGAGCACUGUUGCUAGUGCAGGGGGGAAUUCCUCGAGUUCAUCCACUGCAACAGGAUCAAGUGCAAAAGAGGCGAGUGACGGUGGGAGGGGGAAGAGGUGGAUGGCAGUGGAGAUGGUUGGUGGGGUUUUCUUUUUCUGUUUGUCAUCAUUCUUCAUUGUUGGUUUCUAGAGCCUUGAGUGAUUGACACGCCAUUGGAUUUCUGUAAUGGCUUCUUGCUUUCAAUAUAUUUUCUUGUCAAAAAUAACUUUUAACUUGUGAUUAUACCUAGUGCUCUGUCACUACUGCUCUCUCUCUCUCUCUCUCUCUGAACAUAUUGAUUGCUCUGAAUUAUGUAUAUGAGAUGAGAUGGAAUGCUUCUAGUGAGUGGUAAUAGAUAGAUUCAGGUCAUGUGAUGCACUGAACAAAUCAAAAAGUGAUUCCCCUACA
This is a messenger RNA of Nelumbo nucifera (sacred lotus), 960 nucleotides long. Its product is annotated as non-specific lipid transfer protein GPI-anchored 14. The record is from RefSeq and is a predicted model, not a curated record. NCBI's taxonomy places the organism in Eukaryota, Viridiplantae, Streptophyta, Magnoliopsida, Proteales, Nelumbonaceae.